This is a messenger RNA of Pomacea canaliculata, 5733 nucleotides long. RefSeq names its product protein unc-93 homolog A-like. Lineage: Eukaryota; Metazoa; Mollusca; Gastropoda; Architaenioglossa; Ampullariidae. Bases 1303 to 2895 code for a protein of 530 amino acids. The transcript has 5 exons. The record is from RefSeq and is a predicted model, not a curated record.
AAAACUUUAUCUUGUCAUAAAAAUACAAAAAUGUCGAACGCUACCAGAAGUCGCUUACUAAUCGUUCUGGUGACACCAAGAAGACAAGACACUAGAAUACAUCAGGUAAUCACCUUUACUUGCCCUUUAUGAAUAUAAGAAGACCUUUAAGUCAGACUACGGUUUUGAAUAAAUUGCGCCGUUAGACAUUUUUCAUACUAAAGCGCAAAAAAAAAAAUAAAUAAAUAAAUAAAAGAAUUGUACACUUAAUUUAGGAGUGAAGACAGACGGAUGUUGAGCCGAGACUGAUGUAGUAUCAACCUUUACAGUCAGACGUAGAAGCUGAUUGUUGUGGAGAAAAGAGAAUCAUAAUUACACAGAGGAGAGAGCGCGUGUUUGUAAAGUUGCAGCACGAGGCUGGGAGAGGUUGUACAUGGAGGCUGCCAGCGGCUGGCUUCGAUCUGUGCGCACCGAGAGCCGCGGGAGGAGACGGAGGGAGACGGCGGUGUGUGUGUGAGUCUCGCCAGUCUCUGGCACCAGGCACAGCGGGUCGCUUACCACACGGCGCGUGUUUCUAACGACACAAGAGACGCUGACCAGUUGUCGGGGAGAUUGUCUGUGGCUGUCUGCAAGAGUAAAGACGACGGUCGCCGGGGACAGGAUCCCGUGACGUGGAUCUCGAGCCAGCUCUCGUCGGUACCCGGUGAGCCACUUGAUGCAGCUCUCGUCCGUGCCGCUGGCUACAGCGCUGUGCUCCAUCCUCCGACCUCUCGGCUGACGCACGCGGCCAUAGCGGAAGUUGUCAUGCUGACCUGCAGGUCCUGGCCUGUCUACAGUCUUACAGUUUGUCAAGUCUUUUUCUGUGUUCUUCUUUCUUUCUCUCUUGACUCCUACACCCGCAGGCUCUGUCCGGCAGAACUGUGUUAGACCACGUGACAAGGGGAUCGGCAGGAGUGGGAUGGGCUUCUUCGCUUAACCCAUUAUCUGCAGCAGCGGACAUGUGCGAAGUUUAACCCAUCAUCUGCUACGUAGUAGAUAUGUAGUUUAAUACAUCAGCUGGUACAACACAAUACCACGUUUUGCUGUGUAUCCUGCCUGUCUACUACGAUCAGCACGUGCAUCCACCCUGGCAUGGGACGUUAAGACAUCGCGUCAUUUCCUGGACCCCGCAGCAUGCUGCCACAGGACCUUCUGGCAUGAACCAGCUGCUUGACAGGUUUCAAAGCCAGACAAUCUUCGCCGAGGGUUCAUCGAUGAUGUAAGUGGCACUGACCUGUUUCAAGAAGACUUUGCACCGAGAGACUCGAAACAACAGUAUUCAAGAUGGUAGACCCUACAGAAGAGGCGAGUCGGCCUAAGCGAGUGAACUUUCGUCAUGAACUUCUUCGCUACCAGAGUCUGCGAGGUCACGACCUGUACGGGUCAGAGGAGGAGUUGGAGAACAAGGGUCAGAACAUUUGGCGGAACUUCAUCUCGCAGUGCUCGGCCACCUUCCUAGCCGUCUUCGCCGUCAUCCCAUCCCGCAACCUGCAGACCAGCAUCCACAUGGCGCACGACCUGGGCAAGGUGUCGCUGUGCUGCAUGUACGCCUCCUACAUCGUCGGCUGCUUCUUCUCCACCCUCAUCCUGCAGCGCUUCCGCGCCAAGUGCAUGCUGCUGUCCUCGCUGUUCUUCCACAUUCUCUACUCCGUCUCCAACGUCAUCCCAUCCGCCUUCACCCUCCUGCCCGCCUCCUGCUUGGUCGGCCUCUGCCAACCUGCCUUCUGGAGCAUUCAGGACUGUUUGUUGCUAGGAUACGGUCUCAAAUACUCGGCCAUGGCCUCGCUGCCUCCACAGAGCGCGCUGCGCUUGUUCCAGACCGUGACCAUCAUAACCAUUCACUCGGCUCAGAUCCUCGGCAACCUCCUCAGCUCCGGCCUUAUUUCCGCUUCCGACUUCCAUUGCGAGGAGGAGCUGGACAGCGCCCACCACCGCCACUACCUGCAGGGCCACAACGGCACGGCGGCGCACCGUCAGCACCAUGGCGGCAAGGUCCUGCACAACGAGAAGUGGACCUACACGCUGCCUUUUAUUCCCAUCCAGACGAGGCGCCUGACCGAGACCUCUCCCUCCGUCAACUUCUACCAGCUGCUGACCCUCAUCUACCUGUGCAUGAGCGUCAUCGCCAUGGGCUCCGUCCUCAUCUUCUUCGAGUCGCCGGACGUGGCGCUGCAGCGCAGGACCUUGGGUUGGCGCGAGAAGCUGCGUGGCGUGCGCAAAUGUCUGACGGACCCCCGCUGGCUGCUUCUCUGGUUCGCCGCCUGCUACAUCGGCUUCGCGCAGGGCAUGAUCAUCUGCGACAUUUCCAAGGGCUAUGGUAGCGACGUGUUUGGCUGUUACAUAGUUGGCUACAUGAUGGUCAGCUUUGGUACCGGCAACCUACUCGCCAUUCUGGUGCUGGAGAAGAUCAAAGCCUGCGGCAUCCAUCCACUGUUACUAACAGCAGGGUUCUUGCUCAACAUCGCCAUGCUGAUCCUGACAUCCCUGUGGCGCCCGACAGAGAGUCAGUCCUGGCAGCUGCUGGUCUUCACGGCCAUGUGGGGUGUGGGUGACGGCACACUACAGUCACAGGCACAGUCGGUGGUCGUGAAGUACGCGCGGGAGGAGCGGGACGUUGCCAUGACGACGUUCCGCGUGUCGCAGGGCCUGGGUCUGCUGGUCAGCUUCAUCGUCUCCAUCUUCACGCGCAGCCUCGUGACCUCCCUGUACGUGGCGCUGCCCCUGCACGUGCUGGGCUUCCUGGGCCUCAUCCUGACGUCGAACGAGCUGACCUCACGCCAGCGCUCGCAGCACAGGGACAACGCUCGCCAGCACUCGCCCACCACCAGCGACAGCAGAGAGCACAGCGACUACCACAACAUCGGCGGAGAUGCUUGAGCCGGUAGGUGGCAGGUCUGGUGAGGAAGAGAGGGAGGUGACCUCAUGACCCUGCCAGCCACAGCAAAAGCCUGCUCACCCAUUCCCUCUUCCCAUCGGACCUUGCAGUGUCUGACAAGUGUCCGUACACUCGAUUUUUGUGUGAGGCUGCUACAAGAUCCGGGCAUGUCAAGACCUUUACCUCAUCCAGGUAUGUCAAGACUGUUACAUGGUUUGGGUACCUCAAGGCAGUGAAGACUGUUUCAUGCUGCAGAGAUGACAAGAUUUGUACACGAUCCGGGGAAUGGAUGAACUGUAACAUAGUGGUCUUGAUAGGUCAAAGGUAACGAGAAUGACAUUGUGUCAAGAUACCGGAACUAGCCUGAGACAAGACACAGCGACCUGACGGUGACCAGACUGAUUUACACAGGUCACGAAUUGUCAAACUGUGGGUCUGGAACUUUCUCUCUACUCCUGUCCUAUGUCUACGCCUCUCCCCUUCUCCCUCCUUCUCCCCUUUUUUUCUACCUCGCCUUCAUCUGACGCCUUGUCUGUCACUCUUUCAUAAUUAGCCCUGCUGGCCGAACCUGAGAGAAAUUUAGAAAAAAAGGUGGACACUAAAACUUUGCGUUGGCUGAAUGGCACCGGAAGUCAGGGCGAGUCAGAAACGGCAUCGACUUGCACAUUGUUCGACUUGCUGUCUAAUUCCUGGAAAUUGCAGAGCUCUCUCGUCAAGACCUGCAGCUCGGCACUCUGUCAUUAGUCACCCCACAUUCUCAGUGAACGACCUGUCCUGCUGACGCGGGCAGGAAACCACAGCUGCUGAAUUAGAAAUAUAUAAUAUAGAUCACAGGAUAUCAUUUGUAAUCACCAUUUGCACAGCAGCACCAAGUGUCUGAAGUGGAGAUGCUCUUACAAGGUCUGGUCUGUCAUUUACGAUGAAUAUUUGCUGUGAAGCGUCUGUGGAAUUUUUUUCUCAUGAGACUUUUUGGCAGGGGGAGCACGAGACGGGGAGCACGAGACGGGGAGCACACUGACUGAAAAACAAAACACAAAAAUGUCGCUGACGGGGGGAAGAAUGCUCGCGCUUUGCUGUCUCUGUUAGACAAAUUCAUAUAAAAAUGACAUUCAGGGGUCCAUACAAAACAACAUCUACUUUCGUUACGAGCAACCACAACAACGAUUUUACUUAUAAAGGGUUUUUUCUGGUGAUUGGUUGCGGACAGUCUGUGCACGACACUAGUUCGAUGAUUAGUCCCUUCACCACAUUAAACAUCAAAACUUUGUAUCCACCACACCACAGAAGUCGGAUGAUUACUAUAACUGGGAGUCUCAUACUGUCUGCUGCCUUAAGUGAUGUCAGAAGGUAAAACUUAAGUCAACCCUCGUGUGCUGCCCACCUAAAAAAAAAAAAUGAAAAAAAUGAAAAAUAAAAUCUGAACUCAUUUCUGCAACAAAUGAAUGGCAGAACUACGCUUUACAACCUGUCGGCAACUGCGAGCUUCAUUUUGGUGUUUAAAUGGUAUUUCAUACAUAUAUAUAUAUAACAAUUUUUUGGAGCGAAGAUCUCGAGAUGACACAGCGCUGUGACACUAUACACUGUCACACAUGUAACACUCAUCCACCCUGCCCACUGUCCACGUGCGUGUUUUAUAGGGUGCAAAGGUCAGAUUAUAGUGACCCUUACAAUCGACACCAAACUGUGAAAACACAACCGCGACUUUGGAGUAAGCUGUAGUGUGUCAACAGUGUAAUGAGCGGUGUAGCCCCGAACUUGUAUUACUGGACUGCUGGCAGACGAUUUGUUUUCCUAGUUAAUUACUAAAACGAGGCAUGCUACUACAAAGCUUCCGGUUUAUUCACAAUUUGUGUUCAGGCUCGCCGAGACUAACAGCGGAGAACUUUGCAAGAGGCUAAGCGUUGGUCUCGGCAGACAGACAGCAGUCCACCUAUACACAUCCGUGGUGUAACCAGUAAAGAAUGUAUAAAACCCCGGGUUUGUAAACAUCGUUUUUUCUUCUUCUUUUUUUUUUUCUUUUUUUGAAGCAGAUGCCUGCUUGUUUACGGUGUAAACGGAAUGUGAAAUAAUAAAAUCUGAAAAAAGAAAUGAUGAAUAGAUAAUUAAGUUUUAUCAUUUUAGUGUAUUUCCGCCAGCGUGUCUCUGGAUUCCUAGUCAGCAAAUGGAGAUGUAAGCUAACGACCACGUGAUAAGUUUUGCGGUUGGUUGACAAAAGCACCGAGCUUUCUGUAGCCUCGUGUUAGUGUUGUAACGGGUGGGUGUGCGGUCAGAAGGAGAAGACAGCGAUGGGUGUGUGGGUCGUGCAGCGGACACCUGAUGGAUCCAUCACUCGCUGCUACUGUGUUGUUACUGUCGUGAGUGCGCGGUCACGUGACAUCAAUUGAAACAGGGUUCGGAGUUUUUGCCACGUGGUGUUUUCCCUUCUAUACCUAUUCAUUUUUGCAUGGUGUCAGUCUCAUUUCUUUAAUGAAAAUUCAACUGAUUUAGCUCCCUGUGCUCUUGUUCACCUGCACACUGUUCAUACUGUUCAUUGUGUUCACAACGUUGGAGUAGAUGUACAGUCUUUUGUUCCUUUGGUCUCACUAAUGUCACAACUCUCCUUCACAGAUAUGCUUGUGCGUUGUGUUAGGAUUGUAAAUGUGAAAUGUGAUUACACUUCACACUUCACACAUCACUCAUGAUGUUUGCUUGUUUACUUUUUUCCAUGCUCGUCAAUCUUGCUGCUGCUGACACAACAACCACAUAUCGUGGAGAACGCAAUACUUGUGUUAGAAAUACAAUAUUUGUUUUAGAAAUAUAUUUGUUCUGUCCUUGUGUAAUAAAAGACAGCUUUAACCGUU